AUGGAAAUGCUACUGUUUUGUGUCUGGGCCCUGCUGGCUUUGAACCCUGGCCCAGGAGCAACUGAAGAGAUAUUUGAGGUUUCCAUUUGGCCAGAUCAGGCCCUGGUAAAGCUUGGACAGUCCCUAAUGAUCAACUGCAGCACUACCUGUCCAGACCCAGGACCCGGUGGAAUUGAGACUUACUUAAAGAAAACCCAGGUGGACAAAGGACCUCAGUGGAAGGAGUUUCUUCUGGAGGAUGUCACAGAGAAUUCUGUUCUGCAGUGCUUCUUCUCUUGUGCAGGGAUCCAAAAGGACACAAGCCUUGACAUCACUGUGUAUCAGCCACCCGAGCAGGUGAUCCUGGAGCUGCAGCCUGCAUGGGUAGCCAUGGAUGAAGCCUUCACAGUGAAGUGCCAUGUGCCCAGUGUAGCACCCCUGGAGAACCUUACCCUUACCCUUCUCCAGGGUAACCAGGAACUACACAGAAAGGACUUUAUGAACUUGGCUGUGGCCUCCCAAAGAGCUGAGAUCACCAUCAAUGUCAAAGCCCAAAGGGAAGACGAUAGGUGCAAUUUCUCCUGCCGUGCAGAACUGGACUUGAGUUCACAUGGUGGAGGGCUCCUUCACAGUAGCUCAGCCAUCAAGGUACUCCGGAUCUUUGAAUUCUCUGAGAGUCCCCAAAUCUGGGUCUCCUCACUUUUGGAGAUUGGGAUGGCAGAGGCUGUGAGCUGCGAGUUGGCUAGAGUGUUCCCCGCCAGAGAGGUAAUGUUCCACAUGUUCCUGGGAGACCAAGAGCUGAGCCUGUUUGUCUCCUGGAAGGGAGACACAGCAUGGGCCAAUGCCACAGUUCGGGCCAUGGAGACUGGUGAUCAGGAGCUGUCUUGCCUUGUAUCUCUGGGUCCAAUGGAACAGAAAACAAGAGAGCCAGUGCAUGUCUAUAGCUUCCCUCCACCAAUCCUAGAGAUAGAAGAAUUAUACCCAUUGGCAGGGACAGACAUUAAUGUGACCUGUUUGGGGCAUGUGUUAACAUCACCCAGCCCUACUCUUCGGCUUAAGGGAGCCCCGGAUCUCCCUGCCCCUGGGGAACCUGCCUGGCUUUUACUUACCACCAGGGAGGAAGAUAACGGCCGAAAUUUCUCCUGUGAGGCCUCUUUGGAGGUUCAGGGUCAGCGGUUGAGCAAAACCACUGCGGUCCAGCUCCAUGUCUUAUACAAGCCCCGGUUAGAGGAAUCUGACUGCCCUGGCAACCAGACGUGGGUGAAAGGGACAGAGCAGCUGCUUGCCUGCGUCCCAAAGGGAAACCCAACUCCAACCUUGGUGUGUACCUGGAAUGGAGUGAUAUUCAACUUUGAAGUGCCACGGAAAGCAACCCAGAACCACACAGGAACCUACUGCUGCACAGCCUCUAACCAACUGGGCUCUGUUAGCAAAGACAUUGCUGUCAUCGUUCGAGGACUGGAUGAAGGAAUCAGCUCCACCAUCUUUGUCAUCAUUAUUGUCGCUCUUGGAGUGGGUGUAAUCACCAUAGCACUGUAUUUGAACUACCGGCCUUGCAAAAUAGAGAGGCGGAAAUUGCCCUAUAGGCAGAAAGAGAAGAACAAAGAGGAGGAAAGCCAGUUUGCUGUUCAGCAAGCAGAAAAAUGCAAUGCACAUAAUUGUUAA
This is a messenger RNA of Puma concolor (puma), 1644 nucleotides long. Its product is annotated as intercellular adhesion molecule 2. Gene Ontology annotation, cellular component: plasma membrane. The record is from RefSeq and is a predicted model, not a curated record. Gene Ontology annotation, biological process: cell-cell adhesion. Gene Ontology annotation, molecular function: integrin binding. Lineage: Eukaryota; Metazoa; Chordata; Mammalia; Carnivora; Felidae.